Molecule: messenger RNA, 2201 nt
Organism: Mercenaria mercenaria
Lineage: Eukaryota; Metazoa; Mollusca; Bivalvia; Venerida; Veneridae
Product: QRFP-like peptide receptor
Exons: 3
Coding region: 192-1481 (429 amino acids)
Biological process (GO): G protein-coupled receptor signaling pathway
Cellular component (GO): plasma membrane
Molecular function (GO): G protein-coupled receptor activity
Source: RefSeq, a predicted model, not a curated record
UUUGUCUUUGUUCAUCGGGAAACGUUAAUUCAUGCAAUAUUCAACGAACUCUGAUAACGUUAUUUGGAGAAAAUUGCUCUUAAACUUAGUGGUUUUGAUAGAAAACUAAUGUGAGAUAUAUGAAAAUAAAAUAAUAAAAUUUUGCCUUGUGGAUAAUUAUUACUGAAACUGCAAAAAAAAAUAAACAACAAAUGGAAACUUACGAACAUAAUUACCUUGACACGAAAUUCGUUGAACAUAAUGUAUCUAAUUCUUCAGGAAAUGGUUUGAAACAAACUGACAGUGGAAUGUAUAUUCCAUUAUAUAUUUAUAUAGUUAUAAGCUUAAUGAAUGCAAUUAUAUUUAUCGUAGGUACGUUUGGAAACAUUCUAGUCAUUACUGUGGUGCUUAAAGUACGUGAGAUGCGGACGCCUACCAAUGUGUUCUUGCUGAAUCUUAGUGCUGCUGAUGUUUUAGUGUUGCUUAUUUGCCAACCUGCUGGCCUCUUGGAAUUCUUUGGGAAGGACAUAUGGUUUCUUGGAAAAGUCAUGUGUAAGCUUGUGCCUUUGAUGGAAAACGGUGUCUUGCACGUAUCAAUCCUGACAAUGCUGGCGGUGACUUUUGAACGAUACACUGCCUUGUGUCAUCCUUUCAAACGUAAAAUGUCAUAUACUAUUUCGUCAACAAUUAAAAUAAUCGCUGGAAUCUGGAUCGUCGGGUUUAUUUUAACAUUGCCAUUCUGGGUUAUGACUGAACACGAGGAUGCACGCUUCUACGAUGGAAGCCCAGUAAAAGUAUGCCGAACUAAAGUUAAUGAAACAUGGCGUUAUUUCUACACAAUCUUGGUAACAAUAUUAUUCUUUGCGUUGCCUUUCUUCGUUCUUGUUGGAAUAUAUUCUCAAAUAAUUAAACAGCUCACAUCUGACAGGUUAAAAUCCAUGACCAGGAACGAUAAAUCUGCUCUUAAGACUCUACGUUCCAGAAAGCAGGUAGUUAAUAUGCUUAUCAUUAUAAUAUUACUCUUUUUUGUGUCAUUAUUCCCAAUAAGGGUAAUUACGUUAUGGCUUAUAUUUACACCAAGCGAUGACGUCACAGAGAUUGGACUUGAGGCUUUUCUAAACCUGAUCUCAUGGGCAAGAAUCCUAAUGUAUAUCAACAGUGCAGGAAAUCCUAUCAUCUACAGUUUAACGUCUUCAAAAUUCAAAAUGGCUUUCAGAAAGGUAUUGCCACGAAAUGCACGUCAUCGGUACCAAGGCACAAUGUCAACUAGGUAUAACUGCAACGAGAAUGUCCUUAACCCAGUAGUCGUGUACAGAUGCACUGAUGACGAUGGAAACGUCAAUACAGGCUCCAGAAGAGAAGAGAGGCCUUAUUUGGUGAUAAAACUUCUGUUGGUACCAAAAGUUGAACAGAUAACUUAUUCUCGUGGAAACGGCUCAAGCGAAGAUCAGCACAAAAUGAUAGACGACCAAGACCAAACUGAGAAGAAUUCAUCCGAUUAAACAAAAACAAAAUCAUUUCGGACGUCGUAAUUAUUACCUUUUCAGUGAUAAUAGUUUGAUGAAACAAUAAUUUAACAGUUUAGUACUGCUUUAUAUUAAUUUGAAAUCUUCACGGGACUGCGGGUGUUUGCCCUUUAAAAAACAAGAGGGAUUCAGCCUAUCUUUAAGUUACUUAAAAGUUGUACGCAUUAUUGUUACGCAAUACAUAGAAAUGGGUAGAGAAAUGAAAUAUAUAUGUAAGCAAUAUUUGUUGACUUCAACAGCGCUCGGAAAGGGAAUAUUUGAUUAUUGAAUAAGUUAUUUGUUAGAUCUUUUGGUGAUGUUUUCUACUUUUCGCGUGGCUCAGUGAUCAUACGAAAUAGAUCACGGUAUGUAUUUAUUACAAAGGACAACAUGUUUGUUUUUUAACACAAUAACGUCUGUAUUUAAGUUUUUCCUACAAUUUCCGAACAAUUAAGUAUACAUAUGGAAAACAAUAUUUUAUGAAGAAUAAACAAGUAGGCCAAGAUGGCCCUAGGUCGCUCACCUGAGAAACACACCAUAACAGUGUAAACAUGUUUGACCUAGUGAUUUUAUGGAAACAAAUAUUCUGGCCAAUUUUCAUUAGGAUUGGACCAAAAAUGUGGUCUCUUGAGUUUAAAUAAGUAUUGUCUUUGAUAUGACUUAGUGACCUUGUUUUUGACCCCAGAUGACCUAUAUUCGAACUCGAACUAGAUUUUA